UAAACCAUGGUAAACAGGGCAUCACCUGCAAGGCUGCAUGCUAUUCAUGACUCAUUAUCAUGAUUAUGACUCCGAUAUUUGACAUAACCGUGGCGUGAGUCUGUCACCAUGGUCACGGCGGCGCAUGCACGUGACGGUCAGUUUAGUUUCAGCUUUCCUCAGCUCAGUUUCCUGAAACUACAACAACGAUUGCAGUGAGCCUGGUGAAUAUCCACAAAUGAAAGAAACUUUCACAAUGGGAGUUAUGUCGGUGGUCCAGGGCAGUGCCCGCUUGAAGUUUACCGUCUGGAGUUACCGGUGUCGGCCGUGGUCUUCACAUGUGGGAAUAAUUUUAAAUAUUUGCCGUCGCGUCCACCAUGGAGGUCGACGAAGGCCUUCAGAGUCGUCAAUUGGCUGUGUACGGACGCGAGUCUAUGCGACAGCUGCGCACUGCGAAGGUUUUGGUCAUCGGUAGCGAUGGCCUGGCAGCGGAAAUCUGCAAAAACGUUAUCUUGGCAAAUGUGGGAGCACUGACUAUUUGUGACCUUGGCAGGAAAGUGGUACCCUCUCACCUUUCGUCUCAUUUCUUUGUGGCUGAAGCCGAUGUUGGCCAGUCGGUGGCCGGCGUAUCUCUACCUCGUUUUCAGGAGCUGAAUGAUGCAGUUACAGUGUCCGCUGUGCAGCAACUGCCGGAGUCGUUGGAUGGCUACACCACGGUGGUGUGCGUCGGAGUAGACUUUGCGGAGUCAUGUCGGAUCAACGAACUGUGCCGAGGAAGCACCAAGCAGCUGUCAUUCAUCCGAUGCGGAGCGCAUGGGCUCUACGGAAAUGUGUUCUGCGACUUCGGGGACGCGUUUUGCGUCAACGAUUGGAAUGGAGAGACUCCUGCAGUGGUCGUUGUCAGCGGCAUUGCAGACCGAGGUGGCAGUGUGCUUGAAGUGCACUGCUACAUGGAGGGAAACAAGUCUGUGCCCUUCUGCAGUGGCGAUGUCGUCAGAUUCACGGAGGUACAAGGAAUGGCAGAAUUGAAUGGCCUUGAAUUCGAGGUGCUGAGUGCCACUAGGUGGAGUUUUGAGAUCCGCAAGCCAGCAAAUAUGUCAUCAGAGUAUAUUACAGGCGGUAUAGCCACCGAGAUCAAGCAGCCAGUUGUGCACAAGUUCCAAAGCUUGAAGGAAUCUCUCACUGGACCUGGAGCUUUUGUCCAAUGCGGGUAUCACGAGCCCGGACACUCAGCAAUGCUACACGUGUACGCGCAGGCCCUGGACAAGUUUCUUGCCCGGCACUCCACUUUGCCGCAACCCGGAGCAAAGGAACAUGUGGAUGAAGUUGUUGAACUGGUCACAGAAGUGGCUUCUGAUCUGAAGAGUCUUGGGCUGAGGAGUGAUACGAUUGAUUAUGCUCUGGUGAGACGGAUGGCAGCCACUUCGUCCUCUGUCAUCAGCCCCAUGGCGGCCAUCAUGGGAGGAAUCGUAGGACAGGAGGUGGUGAAGGCAUCCACGGGGAAGUUCUCUCCGUUGCGCCAGUGGUGCCACAUGGAGUUCUAUGAGUGCCUUGCUGGCCAAGAACUUAGCUAUGAAGAGGUUCAGCCCACCGGGAGCAGAUACGAUGACAUGGUGGCAGUCUUCGGCAAAACGUUCCAGGAAGAAUUGGCACAGCUUAAGUAUUUCAUGGUAGGCUGCGGCGCGCUGGGCUGUGAGUUCCUGAAGAACUUUGCAAUGAUGGGAGUUGCAUGCGGACUGGACGGAUCCAUCACUGUGACAGAUGAUGACAUCAUAGAGCGGUCAAACUUGACCAGACAAUUCCUGUUCCGGAAUCGUGAUGUAGGCCGGUCCAAGUCAGCAGUUGCAGCUAGAGCUGUGAAGGCCAUGAACCCGGACAUCAGCCUAGCUGUUCAUCAGGAUCGGUUGUGUGCUGACACGGAGGCUGAAGCUGUGUUCAACUGUGAUUUCUGGAAGUCCCUUGACGGUGUGUGCAACGCGCUGGACAAUGCGAAGGCAAGAAUGUAUGUCGAUGGAAAGUGUGUCCAGUAUGGACUGAGCCUUUUGGAGUCCGGUACUCUCGGCACACAGGGUAAUGUUCAGGUCAUUCUGCCCCACAAGACUGUGAACUAUGGACAGCAUAGUGACAAAAAAGCAGGACAAGUUCCCGUUUGCGUACUCCACAACUUCCCGCAUACCAUGGAGCACUGCUUGCCUUUGGGCAGAUCGGAGUUUGCUGGCCUGUUUGAAGUCAACCCUGAAGAGGUCAACAAGUAUGUCAGCUCAGCAAGCGGACACGACUAUGUGCAGUGUUUGAAGGACGCAGGAUCAAAGGCCAGUGAUAUCCUGGACAAGCUACGCGGGCACAAGAUCUGGGGCGGUGGCAUGGUGGACUGGAUUGGGCAUAACCGGAGGCCAAAGGUGUUUGAAGAUUGCGUGACCUGGGCCCGGCGCAAGUAUGAGAACUACUUUGUCAAUACCAUCAUCCAGCUGACGGCCAUUUUUCCAGAGAGCCACAGAACAUCUUCCGGUGCUGCGUUUUGGACGCCACCGAAGCGCUUCCCUCGCCCAGUGGCAUUCGAUUCCAACGAUGCGAUGUGCUUACAGUUUGUCAUUUCUGCCAGCAAUCUGUGUGCAAAGGUAUUUGGUAUCAAAGUCCCGGCAUCAAACCGUGAUGAGGCCUACUUUAAGCCACUCUUGGAGAAGGUUUCCAUACCAGAGUUUACUCCUAGCAAAAACGUUGUCUACGAGACGGAAGACGACAACGUCUCUCCACACCAGCCUGAUGAUGGUGAGGUGGAUGACAGUGAGACCGUCAGAUCCCUUCUGGAGAUGCUGCCAGCGCCUGGCGAGCUGAAGGAAGACUCAUUCUGCAUGCACGCUGAAGAGUUUGAGAAGGAUGAGGACACAAACUUUCACAUGGAUUUUGUUGGUGCUCUGGGGAACCUGCGCGCACGCAAUUACUCUAUACAAGAAGUUGACAAACUCGAGGCGAAGCUGAAAGCUGGCAAUAUCAUCCCGGCCAUUGCCACCACCACAGCUAUGGUGACAGGAUUUGUGUGCUUGGAGCUGUGCAAGAUUGUCAACAAUGUACCAGUCACAAGCCACAGGAACUUGUUUGCCAAUCUGGCUAUUCCGUUUUUCACCAUGUCUGAGCCGGAAGAAGCACCGCAGAUCAGAUCACGGGUGGAGAUGGACCGCCCGGACAAUGCCGUGCUGCACCAUGAAUGUGUGGAAACACAAGUCAUUGCCUAUCCAGAAGGCCACACCUUGUGGGACCAUCUCUGUGUGAACAAUGACCAUGACUUCACCCUUCAGGAAUUCAUUGACCACUUUCACAGCAAGGAUGGCCUGACCGUCACUUUCGUGACCGUACUGUCCACGCACGUCAUACUGUUCAGCACCAUGCACCCGCACAUGCAACAGCGGAGACAGGAACAUAUGACGCCGCUCAUAUCAACUGUUGGAAAGCUGGAUAUCACCAACAGGAAAGAAGCUCUUCUAGCGGUAGCCUUCACACGUGGCGAGUCGAAGGCAAUAGUCGAUGAAAACCCACCAGUCAAGUACAAUCUUUUUACUUGAGUUCUCUUAUGCACAUCAACAGCUCUUGGUGUAUCCUCUUUCUCUGUGUGUCACGGUCUGUGUCUCUCGGUCCCCCAUUUUUUAACUUUCCAAAUCUAAUCGCUGUAAAAAGUGUGUGACUCAGUUUGCAUGGUGCAGUUACACUGCUCUACUCUGUGUAGAUUUCACUGCAGUGUGUGUCAUGUGACCCUGACCUGCCUUCAUGCUGGUCGUCCUGGGGUUUGGGCAUGGGUACAGACAGCUGGCUUUGUCAUAAAUAAUAAAUUAUAUUCUUGCAACCAUGGACAAUGGGCAGAUUACACCUUUAACAUAACUGAUCCAACCACUUACACAGGUGCCGCUCUAUUUUUCACAAGUAUUAGUGGCAUCACUGCCAGGACCAUUAUUUCCUUCCUGGCUUUUGCGGCCUUUGUGUGUUCCUUAUGCACGUGAUUUUUAAUUGAAAACUGAAUCUCCGUAGAUAUGAUAAUAUAAUUAUUAUAAUAACUA
Molecule: messenger RNA, 4028 nt
Organism: Sycon ciliatum
Lineage: Eukaryota; Metazoa; Porifera; Calcarea; Leucosolenida; Sycettidae
Exons: 26
Coding region: 357-3539 (1060 amino acids)
Biological process (GO): protein sumoylation
Cellular component (GO): SUMO activating enzyme complex; cytoplasm
Molecular function (GO): SUMO activating enzyme activity
Source: RefSeq, a predicted model, not a curated record